CGGACAUUGAAUUGUUCGGCCGUAGGCGCUUGUUUCUGAUCGCCAACGUCCGUCUCCGUCCGUUGAGCCGCUUAGAGUAGCGUUAUUUGGUUGCUUUGUCUCUAAUUACCUUAGCCGGAGCUGUCAUUAUCGCUGGGAAGGGGGGGCUGACAUCCCAACCAUUCUGCAUACUUGCUAAUCUAUAUUUAAAGCCUAUUCCUCCCCUUCCCUCCUUUCAAACCAUACUGUGCUUAAUCUUGAUUCUUGAAAACAUUGCCAUCGCUCAUCUCUUGUUGCAAUACACUAAACCUAAAACCUUAUCUGGUCUUAUCCGGUAGCAACUACACGUCUUCAGACUUAUCACACAACAAGCCUCUCACAAUGCCUUACGUAUCUGCUGCUCGCUAUGGCAAGGACAAUGUCCGCGUCUGCAAGGUUGAUCGCGAUGCCUCUACUGGCAUCCAGACCGUCACUGAGAUGACCGUCUGCUGUCUUCUCGAGGGAGAGAUUGAGACCUCCUACACCAAGGCCGAUAACAGUGUUGUCGUUGCCACCGACUCUAUCAAGAACACCAUCUACAUUACCGCCAAGCAGAACCCUGUCAACCCUCCUGAGUUGUACGCCUCUAUCCUCGGUAGCCACUUCAUCGAGAAGUACAGCCACAUUCAUGUUGCCAACGUCAACGUCAAGACUGUUCGCUGGCAGCGUCUGAAGGUUGAUGGCAAGCCUCACCCUCACAGCUUUUUCAAGGAUGGUGAGGAGACCCGAAAUGUGGAGGUUCGCGUGAGCCGACAGGAAGGCAUCCAGAUCAAGAGCUCUCUUGUUGGCUUGACUGUACUUAAGAGCACCGGUUCUGCUUUCCACGGCUUUGUUCGCGAUGAGUACACAACUCUUCCUGAGACCUGGGAUCGUAUCUUCUCAACCGAUGUUGAUGCUACAUGGAAGUGGAAGAAGUUUGACUCACUGAACGCUGUCAAGGCCUUUGCUCCCAAAUUCGACAGUGCUCGAGAGGCGGCACGCAACACCACCCUCAAGAUCUUUGCCGAGGACGACAGUGCUAGUGUGCAAGCCACCAUGUACAAGAUGUCUACUCAGAUUCUCGAGCUUGUGCCCGAGAUUGCGACAGUCACUUACGCACUGCCCAACAAACAUUACUUCGAGAUUGACCUGAGCUGGCACAAGGGACUCAAGAACACAGGCAAGGAUGCUGAGGUUUAUGCGCCCCAGUCUGGCCCCAAUGGUCUUAUCAAGUGCGAAGUGUCUCGUGACAACUUGCAAUCAAAGCUAUAAAGGGGCGUUGAGAAUGGUUGUAUUCUGCGGCGAUAGAUGUCAAGAUGGAACGUUAUUAUGAACCCAGGAUAAAGAUUGAUACCAAGCGAUGAACUUAGAUUCUAGCACUAGAUAUGAUUUUAGUAAUUAUGUUAAUUUUGCUACCUUUCUGCCUGUCCUGAUUGUAUUGUGUUGAAACCUGUACUGUGGUAUUCCCUCACUCAUACCUUUUUUACGAUAAUAUCCAUGACCGUGAACCGUAGGGGCAUAAUCAGGGUAAAUGUCACUGGCAGAACGUAAACCAGACCCAGUGUCUUUGUACAGCAGGUGAAAUGCACACCGGACACAUCACAUCAUGAAAACGUUGAUAAUUGCUUGGUGCUAGGUCAUAAUAUGCCCAAGAUAUUGGUACAAAUAGUACAAGGACUCUCAUAGCCCAUCCGCAUAGUCUUUACUGCGCAGCUCCCUCGUUCCAUAGCUACUCCCGUGAUUUCUUAUAAUCGCUUCUUAUCGCCAUUUCGGACCCUUUCGGUGGCCUUCUCCCAACCUUCCUCUCCCACUGGUACACCAGCAAACCGUAUCAAGUUAUCCUUGUACGGAUGAGCAUCGCCCUCAAACGCCUUAAGUCUUGCCAAUCGCUUGUCUCGUAAUCGGUUCUUGGGCAACAUGCCACGCACAGCCUUGCGCAGAACCUCACUGCCUCCGUGCGCCUCCAUGAGUGCGUCCAUUGUUAUGGACUUGAGGCUGCCAGGUCGUGUCGUGUGUCGGUAGUAAGGCUUUUGCCACUUCUUGCGGCCGGUUGUGUAAAGAGCGGCGCAGUUGGUCACGACAACGUAGUCACCGCAAUCGGUUGAUGGGUCGAAAAUCGGCUUGUGCUUGCCCAUGAGAAGAACGGCGAUGCGGGAUGCGAGACGGCCGAGUGAAGGUGGUGUAACGCCGGGCUGAGUAGAGAGUGUGGCAUGAGGGGCGGAGGCAGAUACACUAUGCCAUACUCGAGAGUAGGCCAGUUUUGUCUAUUUGAUAUUGGUUAGACAAGAGAAAGAUUUGAGGAUAUUCAUCUUAUCAGCUCACCAGACCGAGGACUUGCGACAUCU
Molecule: messenger RNA, 2342 nt
Organism: Fusarium odoratissimum NRRL 54006
Lineage: Eukaryota; Fungi; Ascomycota; Sordariomycetes; Hypocreales; Nectriaceae
Product: uricase
Exons: 2
Coding region: 361-1269 (302 amino acids)
Biological process (GO): purine nucleobase catabolic process; urate catabolic process
Cellular component (GO): peroxisome
Molecular function (GO): urate oxidase activity
Source: RefSeq, a predicted model, not a curated record